UUAAUUUGAUUAAAUUGAACUUUGAAUUUGAAUUGAUCAAUUGAAUUUGUAAAUUGUAGUGCCCGCAGAACAUGAAUAAAUAUUGAUUAAUAUUGAAUAAGGAUAAGAGUAAGACAGUUUGUUUUACAUAAUGGCAGAAUUCCUAAAAGGAAUGAUAUUGUCUGUCUUAUCAGAAAAAUGUUACAAUGAAUUUUUCGUCAGAUACAACUUUCUCGACGAACCAUGUUUAAAAGCAACGCUAAGCAAAGGACUUGGCAUAGGUAUCAUUGCUGGUUCAAUUUUGGUGAAAGUGCCUCAGAUUUUAAAAAUUGUUGCCAAUAAAAGUGCUGAGGGUAUAAAUAUUUAUGGCGUGUAUUUGGAACUGUUUGCGAUAACUGCAAACUUUGCCUACAGUUAUAUUAUGAACUUCCCUUUCAGUGCUUGGGGUGAAGGUACAUUUUUAGCAAUACAGACUGCGAUUAUUGCAUCACUGGUGCUACAUUAUGGUGGGUCACCAGGCAAGGCUACAGUGUUUCUUGCUACAUACGUAGGGCUUGUCUCUGCUGUAGUCAGUGGUUAUGUACCUAAAGAUGUACUGUGGAACAUGCAAGCUGUUAAUGUUCCAAUAAUUGUCAUUGCCAAGUCCAUUCAAGUGUUAACAAACUACAAGAAUGGUAGUACUGGUCAACUGUCUGCAGUCACUUGCCUCCUCCUGUUUGGAGGCAGUAUUGCAAGAAUAUUCACUUCUAUUCAGGAAACUGGCGAUUCUAUCAUAAUAAUCACAUAUUGUGUAUCAACAAUCGCCAAUGGAGCUUUGGUGUUGCAACUAUUCUGGUAUUGGAAUGUAGUUAAGACCACCAAAAAUGUAAAUAAGAAAAAGAAGAAGCGCAUAUAAGUAGAAUGGUAAAAAUAUUUUUUUAAGCAAUUUACUUUGAUGGCUGUUUUUGUGUUUUAUAUUUGAAUAAAUUUUAAUAGAUUUUU
Molecule: messenger RNA, 960 nt
Organism: Bicyclus anynana (squinting bush brown)
Lineage: Eukaryota; Metazoa; Arthropoda; Insecta; Lepidoptera; Nymphalidae
Product: mannose-P-dolichol utilization defect 1 protein homolog
Exons: 4
Coding region: 131-874 (247 amino acids)
Biological process (GO): oligosaccharide biosynthetic process
Source: RefSeq, a predicted model, not a curated record